Polyodon spathula (Mississippi paddlefish) is the source of this 3458-nucleotide messenger RNA. It is a transcript of the gene lonrf1, whose product is annotated as LON peptidase N-terminal domain and ring finger 1, like. Lineage: Eukaryota; Metazoa; Chordata; Actinopteri; Acipenseriformes; Polyodontidae. The record is from RefSeq and is a predicted model, not a curated record. The transcript is spliced from 12 exons. The coding region runs from base 76 to 2367 and encodes 763 amino acids. Gene Ontology annotation, molecular function: protein binding.
CUGGUGCUGUGGAGUCGCAAAGUGAAAACUCCUUUAGAUUUUACAGAGGAGCAACUAGAUUAGAUACUGUAUUUAAUGUUUAAAUGUUUUAAUGUAUUUGUAAACAUUGACACUUUAUUCUGUGCCAUCCUUGCUAGAAUGUCUGUCCUAAACCACAGCGCAGAAGAAACGACAGAAGAAAGAAGGGGAUACUUAUCCUCUUUAAGCGCAGUGGACAAGGUAGAACACCAGAAACUUAUUUUACAAAGAGCUGAGACACUAGCAAAAGAGAAUAGUCUGAAAAAUGCAGUAGACAUGUUUUCGAUGGCUUUCAGGUGUGGGUCAGUAAGACCAGAACAACUGGGUUCUUUAGUGGACUGUUUUUUGCGUAACUACAAGAAGAUCGAAAGGGAGAAGUCGGGGGUGGUUACCCAGAGUGACUGUGAGUGUGAUGGAGAAGCAGGCAGUAACGUUGGUGCUCUGUUUGACUGUCCCGGUUGCCACAGAUUCCUUUCCGACCCUGUCACCAUAGCUUGUGGACAUAUUUACUGUAAGAGGUGUUUGCAGCGGAACCUGUUCUCAAAGUGCAGGAUCUGCAAAGAGACGAUAAAAACGUGGUGUGGCGAGAAGAGCAUAUUGAGACCGAAUGUGAUGCUUUGCAGUCUUUUGGAGAAGUGGUUCCCUGAUGAUGUCAAGAGGUCCAAAGUAAAUGGAGAAAUAGAAGAACAAGUGAAGAAUAGACAGUUUGAAAAAGCUGCAGUUCUAGUAAAUAAAAACCUCGACUCGGAUCCAGAUAAUUUCUUAUUGAAAACCUACAGAGCUGAGAUAUAUGCUGGACUUGAACAGUACACAGCUGCCAUUGAAGAUUUGGAAACUUUGUGUGUAAAAUCAUCCAACUGGCCAGAGAGAUAUUUUAGAAAAGGGAAAAUACUACAUGAUAUGGGCCAUAUGAAUGAGUCUUUACAACUGUUUCUUCAAUGCUUGGCCUUAGAUGAGGAUUUCGCACCAGCAAGAACAGAGGUUGAAAAGAUCUUGUGCGAUUUACUGUCUCCUGUUCCUGAAAGUGUAAAAAAAGGAUUAAGGGAAACUACCCUGAGUUCCUCACCACACCUUCGCUGGAAAACCUCCAUAACUGAUGCUCAUUCUGCAGGAGGCUUCAAUGAUAUGCAGUCUAGUUCUGAAGAGAAAAGUGAAGUGCCAAAUCCAUCUGAAGGCCGUGAAACGUCAGUACUGAACCAGGCUCAGUCAUUGCGAGUUCAAAACCAGGGGGAAAACCUGUCUGGAGAAGAAGGAUUGGAAAGAGUUUCAUCUGCUACCCAGCUCUUUGGGCAAGAGAAGGGGGGUCUACUCAAAAGGAAACUGUCUGCCUCAGAGCAAGACAAAUCGGUUUUCAAGGGAAGGAAUAAACAAAAGAAGCAAGGAGAUACUGAUAAAUCUUCCUGCUGCAGAGCAGUUCCUAAGACGUUAUUGGAUGUUACAGAUUUUGAAUGUUCCCUAUGCAUGAGGUUAUUCUAUGAGCCAGUGACAACACCUUGUGGCCACACCUUUUGUAAAAAUUGCUUAGAGCGAUGUCUCGAUCACACACCACAGUGUCCUCUGUGUAAAGAAAGCCUAAAAGAGUACCUAGCAUCUAGGAAGUACAAUGUUACACGACUGCUUGAAGAGCUAAUACACAAGUAUUUGCCUGAGGAGCAUUCAGAAAGAAAAAAAGUUCACCUUGAAGAAACAGUUGAACUCUCAGAUUUGACAAAGAAUGUCCCAGUCUUUGUUUGCACUAUGGCAUACCCCACUGUGCCUUGCCCUCUUCAUGUGUUUGAGCCAAGAUAUCGAUUAAUGAUAAGAAGAUGCAUGGAAACUGGCACCAGACAAUUUGGAAUGUGUAUCAGUGAUGCUCAGAAAGGUUUUGUAGAUUAUGGCUGCAUGCUGCAGAUUCGGAGUGUCCAUUUUCUUCCAGAUGGCCGCUCCGUUGUAGAUACAAUCGGUGGAAAGCGUUUCAAAGUCUUGGAAAGGGGAAUGAGAGAUGGAUAUUUCACGGCCAACAUUGCAUAUCUGGAAGAUGUAAAGGCAAAUACAUCUGUACAAGAUGAGGGAGAAUUUCGCAAACUCCAAGAACUGCAUGACCAGGUAUACAUGCAAGCCUGCACCUGGUUCCAGAACUUGAAAAAUAGAUUCCGGGGACAGAUUCUUCAACACUUUGGGCCAAUGCCAGAGAGGGAGGAAGACAUACAGGCAACUCCGGAUGGACCUGCCUGUUGCUGGUGGCUUCUAGCUGUUCUUCCUGUGGAUCCAAGAUACCAGCUCUCAGUGCUAUCGAUGAUGUCACUAAAGGAACGCCUGCUCAAAAUCCAGUACAUCCUCACAUACUUGCAGAGCAUCCCAAGUGAAUAGCCAAUGAGAUCUUCCAGAAGAGUCACUUGGUGCUGCUGAGAACACGUCUAAUUUCAUUCUGCUGUACAUGUGACUUCUACAGGCAUUUUAAUUAUGGUCUUUUUAAAGAAAGUUAAAAAGCAUAAACAAAGAGACCAUUUGCCACCCGAGCCUGAUGAAUCUGAGCUGCUGUGUCGUGUAGAUAGUGAUGUUGUAUCAGUAAUGCAUUCUUAUGGAAAGAAUAUUUGCACUAUGUCAAUGAAAUUCUGAAUACAAAAGGUAAAUCUGUUUUUGAAACUGUGCAGAGGCCAAAGGUGUUUGAUAUCAUGUCAGGUGCUUCCAAGUUUACAACACAUAAUAUAUGUAUCUUGUCUCUGUUUGCUACACAUUUUGAAAACAUUCUUGCACAAGCACUUGUAUCCAAACACUGAAAAAAAGGCACAUCUAAACUUUUAAUCCACUCGGUUUUAAAAUAAUUUACUUUUCCAAUGUCUUUGGAAAAUCUUGUAUCCCAAAGGGUUAUUUAUUUGCAUUGAAGUAUGUCCAUACUAUGAACAAAAUUACUGUUACAUGUUCUGUAUUUCGAUGGCGCAAAAUGUUCCAAUAGCCAUUUGCCCAGCUGUGUAUCGUUAAGCACAUACAUACACUUUUUAUCCUAAAGUCCACCUAGAAAUAACAAAGAUGCUUUGAAAAUGCAUUUCGGUAUGUUGUAUGUACCAGUAUGCAGCACAAAAUGUAAAAGAACAGGUCUGUUAUUUUCAAUUAAAGCAAUAUAGCAAACCAUCCUCUUCACUAAAGAUUAUCACGCAGUCUUCUGCUAAGUAAUGAACAUUUGAAAUUUAAAAUGCUCCUUUAAGCUAUAUUAGUAUAACAUUUAGAUUCAUUGGUUUGAAGUUCUUUGCCUUAUACUGUUUUGUAAUAUGCCAGACCACACAAAUUGGAGGUAUGAAUUUGCAUUCCUGCUGCCCUAAGAACUAUGCUUUUUUUAUUUUUAUUUAAUAUGCCUGACACUGGCUUUACUGUAUGUAAAUCAUUUUUGAUGUUUCUACGGAUUACGCAUUGGCUUGCAUAUUUAAUUUAUUGAUUUUUCAAUAAAAGACACUUGCAUCAUA